Molecule: messenger RNA, 2994 nt
Organism: Corylus avellana
Lineage: Eukaryota; Viridiplantae; Streptophyta; Magnoliopsida; Fagales; Betulaceae
Product: pentatricopeptide repeat-containing protein At4g19191, mitochondrial-like
Biological process (GO): RNA modification
Molecular function (GO): protein binding; RNA binding
Source: RefSeq, a predicted model, not a curated record
AAAAUAACAUUAUCAGCAGGCGGCAUUGUCACAAAAAUGCUAUUUAGGUAAUGCCCAACAUGCAUCAAAUUCAACAGUUAAGGCGUUUCGUUCCCAACCAUUUCCCACUCAAAUUCCCACACUUUCGCGCCACCCAAACAAAACCUUUCAGCACGCCAUCUUCCCUCUUGAACCUCUGCACAAAACCCCAACACCUUCAACAAAUCCAUGCCAGGUUCACCCUUCAUGGCCUUCACCAAAACCCAGCACUCUCUUCCAAACUCAUCGACUCCUAUGCCAAUCUUGGCCUCCUCCAUCUCUCCCAACAAGUCUUCAAUUCCAUUAGCAACCCAAGUUCACUUCUUUACAACGCGAAUUUGAGAAGUUUGUCAAAUUUUGGUGAACAUGAGAGAACCCUUUUGGUGUACCAAGAAAUGGUCAUGAAUUCCAUGUACCCAGAUGAAAAUACUUACCCUUUUGUUCUGAAGUCAUGUUCUUGUUUGCCAGAUGUUCAAUAUGGGAAAAGGAUUCAUGGGCAUGUGGUGAAACUCGGUUUUGAUUCAUUUGAUUUGGUGGAUACUGCUUUGGUAGAGGUGUAUAGGAACUGCGGUGAUUUUGACAAUGAGCACGAACUGGUUGUGAGAAAGUCUGUAUGUGAUUUGGAUUCUUGGAAUUCUUUGAUUUUUGAGGCUUCUCGAGAAGGAAAUGCCCAGGAGUGUUUUCGGCUUUUUGAGAGAAUGAGAAUGAAGAGAGUCGAGCCGGAUUCGGUUACUAUAAUUAACUUGUUAAGGUCAAGCGUUGAUCUGAGCUCGUUACUGGCGGGAAAGGUUAUUCACUGUUUGGUUGUUGUGAGCAACUUGUGUAAGGAUUUGGCAGUGAAUACAGCACUAUUGUCCAUGUAUGCCAAGUUGGGUAGUUUGGAAGAUGCACAAUUGCUAUUUGAGAAAAUGCCCGAGAAGGACACUGUUGUUUGGAAUAUAACGAUAUCAGCAUAUUCUCGAAAGGGGUACCUCGAGAAAUCCCUUGAACUAUUAAGGUGUAUGGUAAGAUCAGGGGUUAGACCUGAUUUAUUCACAGCAUUACCUGUGAUUUCUUCAAUUACACAGUUAAAGUCUAUUGAGUGGGGCAAACAAUUGCAUGCCCAUGUGAUAAGAAACGGUUCAGACUAUCAAGUAUCAGUCCAUAAUUCUCUUAUUGACAUGUAUAGUGAAUGUGAUAAUUUGAAUUCUGCAAGGAAGAUUUUUGACUCAUUGAUAAACAAGACUGUGGUUUCAUGGAGCGCAAUCAUUAAAGGAUAUGUGACCCAUGAUCACUCUGUCGAUGCUUUGUCUCUCUUUGCCAUGAUGAAAGCAGGAGGAGUAAGAGUUGAUUUUGUUAUAGUUAUUAACAUUUUGCCUGCUUGUGUGAAUAUUGGGGCAUUAGAAACUGUAAAAUACCUUCAUGGUUACUCAUUGAAAUUUGGCCUCAACCUACUUUCCUCUGUUAAUACGGCACUGCUCAUCAGCUAUGCAAAAUGUGGAUGCAUAGAAAUGGCCCGGAUGAUUUUCGAUGAGGAGAAAAUCAAUGGAAAAGAUCUAAUCAUGUGGAACUCUAUGAUCAGUGCAUAUGCUAAGCAUGGAGACUGGUCUAAAUGUUUUGAGUUGUACAACAAAAUGAAGCAUUCUAAUUUUAAACCAGAUCAAGUGACCUUUCUUGGGCUAUUGACAGCAUGUGUAAAUUCAGGCCUCGUUAAAGAAGGGAGGGAGUGUUUCAAGGAGAUGAUGGAAACCUAUGGUUUCCGGCCAACCCAAGAGCACUAUGCUUGCAUGGUUGAUUUAUUAGGGCGUGCUGGGCAGAUGGAUGAAGCCAGAGAACUUAUAGAAACUAUGCCGUUCAAACCAGAUGCUCAGGUAUGGGGACCAUUGUUAAGUGCUUGUAAGAUGCACUCGGAAACCAUGGCUGCGGAGUUUGCCGCUGAGAAGCUUAUAACUAUGGAACCGAAAAACGCUGGAAAUUACAUAUUGCUCUCCAAUAUUUAUGCUGCAGCUGGAAAGUGGGAUGGGGUCGCUAAAAUGAGGACCUUUCUUAGAGAUCGAGGAUUGAAGAAAACCCCUGGCUCUAGCUGGCUAGAAGUAAAUGGACAUGUACAUGAGUUCCGUGUUGCCGAUCAAUCGCAUCGUAGUUCGGAUGAUAUAUACACCAUUUUAAGAAACCUGGAGUCCGAAAUCAAGGAGGUUAGAAAGAAGAGUUCAGAAACAGUGUCUUAGACUUCAAUUUUGUUCGUUGGAGAAGUUUUUGAAAAGAUUUUACCCUCUUAUGAUGUCUCUAAAUGCAGAGUGCAUCUGAAUGCCAUUAACAGCCUUGUACUGAGAUGGAUUCAUAUGGGUUGAUAUCAAAAUAGGUAAUAUCACAAGAAGAGUUUUAGUAGAGUUCAAAAUUUUAGCUACCAUUUCAUGGAGCUUUUUUGAUUAGCAGCCACCUAAGGUAAGCCAAUUUUCAUGUUCAGAGGCUUCUUUUCAUGGUUUGCCUUGGAUAUUACUUUCAUGGAAAAGGUAAGGCUGCUUUAGUGAUUGGAAGAGUACUUUGGGGAACAAGCUAUUGCAGAAUUCCAAGAGAACCCUAGAAUUCUUUCUCAGUACCUGGAUUCGUCCUUCUAAAACUAUACUGACUUGUCCCGGGAGAGACAGCGGCUCAAUAUAAAACUGCCACUGAAUUGUCUUAUUUCCAAUCCCAACAAGGAAUGGUUUCUGAGAAUUUGCUUUUACCCUAUCAAUAUAAAACCGAUUACGUGGAUGCCUAAAAGUUGUCUUGCAUAUUCGCAUGGAAUGAGAGGCCUGGACAAAUCAACUAUGCUAAGUCACUUUGUUUCUUUUUUCCAGUUUCACCACUACAAGUAUCUGGAUUCUCAUGUUUGCAUUGUUUUACGAAUGUGGAAAUUGAGUUACUGCAAUAAGUGCAGCAAAAAAAAAUUAUGUUCUGGUGUGCACAGGGAUGAGGGUAUUUAUAUGAACAUGAUAGACUUUUUAGAAGAAAUUA